Molecule: messenger RNA, 846 nt
Organism: Symbiodinium necroappetens
Lineage: Eukaryota; Dinophyceae; Suessiales; Symbiodiniaceae
Source: the annotation of a GenBank genome assembly
AUGGCUCAAUGGCCAUUUCUGUGGAGCCAUGUGUCAAUAUGCCACAAUGUGUUUGAAAGCCGGUGCCCAGCCUCAAGGGACUCGAGGGCCGCAGUGCCGAAACGACAAAAGCGGUCGAUCUUUGUUGGCUUCCUGCGGAAGGACAUCUACACUUCCAAGGAUGCUGCAGCUUGGAGGUACAUCUUGAAGGAGAUGAUUGCGAAUGUGCAGACCGAGACCCCCAAAGAAAUGCUUGACUUCUUGCUUCCGAAGGACAUGCAGCUUGGGACAUUGCAAGCGCUGCCACCACUGUCUGAUGGCCGACCAAAGUCGACAGCUUCUGCUGGGAAGACCGCAACAGACCUGGAGUGGCAGCUGCACUCUGCGCAGCUUCGUGAGACUUUGGGUAUAUCAGUUUCUUCGAAGAUCUGGACAGGCAAAUCCAGUUUCAAGGGAUGGGGAUUGAGCUUGACUGAUCGGGUGCAGGAUGCGCUGGAUGUUACAGCAGCCAAGAUCCUUUCCAGGAAAGUAAAGAACACUUCUGCACAUCUUCUGAACACAAUCAUUGAUGUGUCUCAGUCUAUCACAAGGGGCACGUGCACAAAGCAGUCGGGUGUGCACCCUUGUUUCACAACUUCUUCAGAGCUGUAUUCAUACAGAGAGGAUAGGUUGAUCCUUGCAAUCGAGAUGCUUGCAAUUCUCGGGUACCCAAGAGAAAUGAUCAUUCCCGAGGAUUUCACGAACCGCCAGCUGAAGCGGCUGGUGGGAAACACAAUCAGUUUGCCGUGCCUGGGCAUGAUGUUCUGGAGCUUUCAGGUGAUGCGCCGCAGAGAUUUCGAAGCUCCUGCAGAGAUGGGUGGCACCUAA